Messenger RNA from Neomonachus schauinslandi (Hawaiian monk seal), 3030 nucleotides. It is a transcript of the gene EPHB2, whose product is annotated as EPH receptor B2. Gene Ontology annotation, biological process: central nervous system projection neuron axonogenesis; angiogenesis; protein phosphorylation. The transcript is spliced from 15 exons. Gene Ontology annotation, molecular function: ATP binding; protein binding; transmembrane-ephrin receptor activity. NCBI's taxonomy places the organism in Eukaryota, Metazoa, Chordata, Mammalia, Carnivora, Phocidae. Gene Ontology annotation, cellular component: neuron projection; plasma membrane. The record is from RefSeq and is a predicted model, not a curated record. Bases 4 to 2895 code for a protein of 963 amino acids.
CUGAUGGACUCAACCACAGCGACAGCGGAGCUGGGCUGGAUCGUGCAUCCUCCAUCAGGGUGGGAAGAGGUGAGUGGCUACGAUGAGAACAUGAACACGAUCCGCACGUACCAGGUGUGCAAUGUGUUUGAGUCGAGCCAGAACAACUGGCUACGGACCAAGUUCAUCCGGCGCCGCGGCGCCCACCGCAUCCACGUGGAGAUGAAGUUCUCGGUGCGUGACUGCAGCAGCAUCCCCAGCGUGCCCGGCUCCUGCAAGGAGACCUUCAACCUCUAUUACUAUGAGGCCGACUUUGACUCGGCCACCAAGACCUUCCCCAACUGGAUGGAGAAUCCAUGGGUGAAGGUGGACACCAUCGCGGCCGACGAGAGCUUCUCACAGGUGGACCUGGGUGGCCGGGUCAUGAAGAUCAACACGGAGGUGCGGAGCUUUGGGCCUGUGUCCCGCAGUGGCUUCUACCUGGCCUUCCAGGACUAUGGUGGCUGCAUGUCCCUCAUCGCUGUGCGCGUCUUCUACCGCAAGUGCCCCCGCAUCAUCCAGAAUGGCGCCAUCUUCCAGGAGACCCUUUCGGGGGCCGAGAGCACCUCGCUGGUGGCCGCCCGGGGCAGCUGUAUCGCCAACGCCGAGGAGGUGGACGUGCCCAUCAAGCUCUACUGUAAUGGGGACGGCGAGUGGUUGGUGCCCAUUGGCCGCUGCAUGUGCAAAGCAGGCUUUGAGGCGGUGGAGAAUGGCACGGUCUGCAGAGGUUGCCCAUCUGGAACCUUCAAGGCCAACCAAGGGGACGAGGCCUGCACGCACUGUCCCAUCAACAGCCGGACCACCUCAGAAGGGGCGACCAACUGUGUCUGCCGCAACGGCUACUACAGAGCAGACCUGGACCCCCUCGACAUGCCCUGCACAACCAUCCCCUCGGCACCCCAGGCGGUGAUCUCCAGCGUCAACGAGACCUCGCUCAUGCUGGAGUGGACCCCGCCCCGCGAUUCAGGGGGCCGCGAGGACCUGGUCUACAACAUCAUCUGCAAGAGCUGUGGCUCGGGCCGGGGCGCCUGCACCCGCUGCGGGGACAACGUGCAGUACGCGCCCCGACAGCUGGGCCUGACCGAGCCGCGCAUUUACGUCAGCGACCUGCUGGCCCACACGCAGUACACCUUCGAGAUCCAGGCGGUGAAUGGCGUCACCGACCAGAGCCCCUUCUCCCCUCAGUUCGCCUCCGUGAACAUCACCACCAACCAGGCGGCUCCCUCGGCCGUGUCCAUCAUGCACCAGGUGAGCCGCACCGUGGACAGCAUCACCCUGUCGUGGUCCCAGCCUGACCAGCCCAACGGUGUCAUCCUGGACUAUGAGCUGCAGUACUAUGAGAAGGAGCUCAGUGAGUACAACGCCACAGCCAUAAAAAGCCCCACCAACACGGUCACUGUGCAGGGCCUCAAAGCCGGCGCCAUCUAUGUCUUCCAGGUGCGGGCACGCACCGUGGCAGGCUACGGGCGCUACAGCGGCAAGAUGUACUUCCAGACCAUGACAGAAGCCGAGUACCAGACAAGCAUCCAGGAGAAGCUGCCACUCAUCAUCGGCUCCUCGGCGGCUGGCCUGGUCUUCCUCAUUGCUGUGGUCGUCAUUGCCAUCGUGUGCAACAGACGGGGGUUUGAGCGUGCUGACUCGGAGUACACGGACAAGCUGCAGCACUACACCAGUGGCCACAUGACCCCAGGCAUGAAGAUCUACAUCGACCCUUUCACCUAUGAGGACCCCAAUGAGGCAGUGCGGGAGUUUGCCAAGGAAAUUGACAUCUCCUGUGUCAAAAUUGAGCAGGUGAUUGGAGCAGGGGAGUUCGGCGAGGUAUGCAGUGGCCACCUAAAACUACCAGGCAAGAGAGAGAUCUUUGUAGCCAUCAAGACACUCAAGUCAGGCUAUACUGAGAAGCAGCGCCGGGACUUCCUGAGCGAGGCCUCCAUCAUGGGCCAGUUUGACCACCCCAACGUCAUCCACCUGGAGGGUGUUGUUACCAAGAGCACGCCUGUGAUGAUCAUCACUGAGUUCAUGGAGAACGGCUCCCUGGACUCCUUCCUCCGGCAAAAUGAUGGGCAGUUUACAGUCAUCCAGCUGGUGGGCAUGCUGCGGGGCAUCGCGGCCGGCAUGAAGUAUCUGGCAGACAUGAAUUACGUCCACCGCGACCUGGCCGCUCGCAACAUCCUCGUCAACAGCAACCUGGUCUGCAAGGUGUCUGACUUUGGGCUCUCACGCUUUCUGGAGGAUGAUACCUCAGACCCCACCUACACCAGUGCCCUGGGUGGGAAGAUCCCCAUCCGCUGGACAGCCCCGGAAGCCAUCCAGUACCGGAAGUUCACUUCAGCCAGUGAUGUAUGGAGCUAUGGUAUCGUCAUGUGGGAGGUGAUGUCCUAUGGGGAACGACCCUACUGGGACAUGACCAACCAAGACGUAAUCAAUGCCAUCGAGCAGGACUAUCGGCUGCCACCCCCCAUGGACUGCCCAAGCGCCCUGCACCAGCUCAUGCUGGACUGCUGGCAGAAGGACCGCAACCACCGGCCUAAGUUUGGCCAGAUCGUCAACACGCUGGACAAGAUGAUCCGAAACCCCAACAGCCUCAAAGCCAUGGCACCCCUCUCCUCUGGAAUCAACCUGCCGCUGCUGGACCGCACCAUCCCCGACUACACCAGCUUUAACACGGUGGACGAGUGGCUGGAGGCCAUCAAGAUGGGGCAGUACAAGGAGAGCUUCGCCAACGCCGGCUUCACCUCCUUCGAUGUUGUGUCACAGAUGAUGAUGGAGGACAUUCUCCGGGUUGGGGUCACCUUGGCUGGCCACCAGAAAAAAAUCCUGAACAGUAUCCAGGUGAUGCGGGCACAGAUGAACCAGAUCCAGUCUGUGGAGGUUUGACGUUCACCUGCCUCGGCUCACCUCUUCCUCCAGGCCCCCGCCCCCUCCGCCCCACACGCCGGCCCCCUGGUUCUCCGUCCACAUCCACCGCAGGCUCAGCCACCUGCCAGGAGGCCACGGGCAGCAGGAAGAACC